Phragmites australis (common reed) is the source of this 783-nucleotide messenger RNA. Its product is annotated as large ribosomal subunit protein eL28z-like. Gene Ontology annotation, cellular component: ribosome; cytosolic large ribosomal subunit. The transcript is spliced from 4 exons. NCBI's taxonomy places the organism in Eukaryota, Viridiplantae, Streptophyta, Magnoliopsida, Poales, Poaceae. Gene Ontology annotation, biological process: translation. Gene Ontology annotation, molecular function: structural constituent of ribosome. The coding region runs from base 170 to 613 and encodes 147 amino acids. The record is from RefSeq and is a predicted model, not a curated record.
GAGCUCGGCCCAACAGAGCCCAGGAUGCGCUCGCCAAAUCUAGGGUUUACGAGCACGCCCCGGUAUAAAACAAUCGGGGCUCCAAGCCACCCGGCCUUCUGCAGCCGCCACCUGAACACCGGAGCAGAGCCAGGCGACGCCGCUGCAUCUGCAUCACCGACGAAGGGAAAUGGCGACGGUUUCAGGGGAUCUGAUCUGGCAGAUUGUGAGGAAGAACAACUCCUUCCUGGUGAAGCAGUUCGGCAACGGCAAUGCCAAGGUGCAGUUCACCAAGGAGCCAAACAACCUCUACAACGUCCACUCCUACAAGCACUCUGGCUUGGCGAACAAGAAGACUGCGACGAUCCAGCCAGCAGGUGGAAAGGACACAGCUGUGGUCCUCUCUACAACCAAGGCCAAGAAGCAGAACGCUCCUGCAAAGCUCUACCACAAGUCUGUGAUGCGCAAGGAAUUCCGCAAGAUGGCCAAGGCUGUGAAGAACCAGGUUAGUGACAACUACUACAGGCCUGAUCUGACCAAGCCAGCUCUUGCUAGGCUGAGCUCAGUGUACCGCAGCCUCCAGGUUGCCAAGUCUGGUGUCAAGAAGAAGAAUAGGCAGCCAACUAAGCUGUAAAGUGCAUUAAGCUUUGUGUUUAUGUUAAGGGCCUGUUGUUGGUCAUGCUCCCAGCGAAUUACCUUUGUUCCAACAGUUUUGAGACUUGGAAGUGAGACUCGUUAAUAUUAGAGCAACCAUGUUAAGCUGCUGCAUGUCAUUCCAUAAUUACAAAUUGGUUGGCACUCGAU